Phaethon lepturus (White-tailed tropicbird) is the source of this 737-nucleotide messenger RNA. Its product is annotated as interleukin-1 receptor type 2-like. Lineage: Eukaryota; Metazoa; Chordata; Aves; Phaethontiformes; Phaethontidae. Gene Ontology annotation, molecular function: interleukin-1, type II, blocking receptor activity; interleukin-1 binding. The record is from RefSeq and is a predicted model, not a curated record. The transcript has 4 exons. The annotation marks the transcript as partial.
GUUUCAAGACACUUCCCCUCAGUCUUCUUCCGAUUUCCUCUGGGAAAAAAUGCGUGGGCUCUUCUUUGUCCUGGUGACGUUCACAGCGGGCACCUCUGCUUUCAGACUCCAGCAAGUCAAAAGCACAGAAAACUGCCCAGAUCACACCGUGUUUUUCAAACAUUACUAUGAACUGCAUGGAGAACCUGUGGUUCUGAAAUGCCCUUCCCCCAGAUACAAACAUUUGGAUUUUUCUGCCUUGACCCCUAAUAUCACAUGGUAUAAAAAUGGUUCAAAAACCAUGAUAUCAGGAAGAGAUGAAGAUCCAAGAAUGUGGGCAAAAGGAGAUGCACUCUGGUUUUUGCCAGCGAUGCUGGAAGACUCAGGAGUAUAUAUCUGCACUAGAAGGAACUCCUCCUACUGCGCCGAGGUCUCCAUCUACCUCACGGUUGUGGAGAAAACAGCUGCUCGGGAGAUUGCAUAUCCCCAGGUCCUCUCCACUUUCACCUCUGGAAAGAUCGUUUGCCCUGAACUGUGGGAUUUUACACCAAAUAGGACAAGCCUGGAGCUCAAGUGGUACAAGGAUGCUCUGCCUUUGGAAGACGCCAGUGAAAAAUUUGUCAUUCUGAAAGGUUCGACUUCUCUGAUCAUGACUUCUGUGCUACCAACAGACGCUGGCUUUUACACCUGCAAGAUGGCAUUUCCAUAUGAAGGUGUAAAGUAUGAAAUCACCAGAACAAUUCAGCUGGAGACUGUUG